CUCCAUGUUCCAUGCUCCAUGCUCCAUGCUCCAGUCUUCAGUCCCGUUUUGGACCUCCUCAUCUCUUCAGCAUUGCUUCUUGAGAGAAUUCCUGGAGGAUGUGGAGGCAAAUGCCAGUGACCUACUACUGCACAACAGUGUGAGGUGGCUGAGUAAAGGCAAUGCACUGGGACGUUUCUGGUCUAUUCGAAAAGAAAUAGCAACUUUCUUAGAGCAGCUCAAGAGUAAGAGCAACACAGUAUUCACUUUUCUGCAAGAUGAGCACAAAAUGGAUAUGGUUGCUUUUUUGGUUGACAUUACAUCACACCUUACUGAGCUUGAUUUAAAGCUGCAGGGCUGGAACAAUUCAGUUGCUGAUUUGAUGACCGCUGUUCGUUCUUUCCAGAGGAAGCUGGACAUUUUCAAAGAAGAUCUUGAAGGAGAGUGUACACACUUCCCACAACUGCAGGAACAGACUCAGGGUGAGAGAGACGUUUGUCCCGAUGCCGAUGACUUCAUAAACAAGCUGAUUGGGAACUUCAGUGAAAGGUUUGACAGAUUCAGCCUUGGGCAGCAGCUCAUCCUGCUAAUCCAGAAUUCUGUCCUCAUCAGAGAAGUCAGAGGAUUUUCUUUUAAAGAAGGUGACACAGACAUUCAAGUGGGCACAUGCGGGAGCUCUACAGCUUGAGCACAUUGAUCUGCAAGGGAAAUGAUGCAUUAAGAGAGAUUUUGAAGCAGCUAACCCUGCUUCUUUCUGACUGACUGUUUUACCUGGUCUAACCAAAGUCGCACUGCACUGCUUGACUAUGUUUAGAUUGACUUACAGCUGUGAGUCAGGUUUUCACACUAUGAACAAUAUAAAAAACAAGUAUCCUUCCAGGCUCACAGGUAAACGCCCACAUGCAGUCAUGGAUGAAAGUAUUGGCACCCCUGGAACUUUUCCAGAAAAUGCACCAUUUCUCCUAGAAAAGUGUUGCAAUUACAAAAUUGGAAUACACAUGUAUUUCCUUUAAGAGCAUUUGGACAACACAAAAAAGCAGAAGAAAAAAGCCAAAUUUGUUAUCAUUUUACACAAAACUCCAAAAAUCGACUGGACAAAAUUAUUGUUACCCUAUUAAAACAGUGAGUAAAUAAUUUAAUUUCAAGCAUGUGAUCUUUGUUUAAACUCACCUGUGGCAAGUAACAGGUGAACUGACUUUGUGUUGUGUGCCUGUGUGUGCCACACCAAGCAUGGAGAAGAGAAAGAAGAGCCGAAAACUGUCUGAGGACUUAAGAAGCAAAACUGUAGAAAAAUAUCAACAAUCUCAUGGUUCAAUCUCCAGAGAUCUUAAAGUUCCUUUGUCAAGUGUGCACAUUAUAAUCAAAAAGUUUAUAACGCAUGGAACUGUGCCAAAUCUCCCCGGAUGUGGACGGAGGAGAAAAAUUGAUGAAAGAAUGCAACGCAGGAUAGUUCGAAUGGUGGAUAAACAACCGCAGUCAACUUCCAUUCAAGUUCAGGCUGUCCUGCAGACUCAGGAUGCAACGGUGUCAGCUCGAACUAUGCGUCGUCAUCUGAAUGAGAUGAAACGCUAUGGCAGGAGGCCGAGGAGAAUCCCCACUUCUGACACAGAGGCAUAAAAAAGCCAGACUGCAGUUUGCAAGAACAUACUUGAGUAAGCUGAGGGUGCAAAUGAUUUUGUCCAACCCAACUUUUGAGUUUUGUGUAAAAUGAUGUCAAAUUUGGCCAGUCUUCUCCUUUUUUGUGUUGCACUUAAAGGAAAUAAACAUGUGUAUUCCAAAACAUUUGUAAUUGAAACACUUUUCUGUGAGAAAUGGUGCAUUUUCUGGAAAAGUUCUAGGGGUUCCAAUACUUUUGUCCAUGACUGUAUCUGCAUGAGAAUGGCACUGACUCCAUUCCAACCAGAUUUAAAUUACUGGCAGGGCAAACACAUGCCCAUUUCUCUCAUUAAGAAAAGUUUAAAAAAAAAAAAAAAAAAAAGAAAAAAGAAAGAAAGAAAAUAUAUUGAAAGAGAAAAGGCUGUAGGCUCUAUUUGCACUUUUUUUUUUCUAAAAGAGCUACUUUUUAUUUAUUGUUUUCUGAAUAUGUUGACUUUUUUUACUUGAAAUGUAGGCCUUAACUUAUUGUAAGCUGUGACUUAUUUAAGGGGGGAAAAAAGGUUAUUUGAGGCUCUGUUUGUACUUUUUUAUUUCUUUUAUACUGAGGUUUCUGUUUUCUUUCACUUCAA
This is a messenger RNA of Acanthopagrus latus (yellowfin seabream), 2204 nucleotides long. RefSeq names its product general transcription factor II-I repeat domain-containing protein 2-like. Bases 5 to 667 code for a protein of 220 amino acids. Lineage: Eukaryota; Metazoa; Chordata; Actinopteri; Spariformes; Sparidae. The record is from RefSeq and is a predicted model, not a curated record. The transcript has 2 exons.